Fulvia fulva is the source of this 816-nucleotide messenger RNA. RefSeq lists its product as uncharacterized. The record is from RefSeq and is a predicted model, not a curated record. The transcript has 2 exons. Lineage: Eukaryota; Fungi; Ascomycota; Dothideomycetes; Mycosphaerellales; Mycosphaerellaceae. The coding region runs from base 1 to 816 and encodes 271 amino acids. Gene Ontology annotation, molecular function: protein binding.
AUGCCUCCUGGAGGACCAAAAGCUCGUCCAAGCAGAGUCACACGGCGAAGCCACUCGGACACGGGUGAGGGAUCUGUCUUUGGUGCAGCCUUGAUUAUAGGGAAAGUCGCCCAGGCGCGGUCGCACUACCGCACUGCGCUGGACAUCGACAAUGCUACACAUCCACCCGAUCCUACAGACCCGCUGCUUGCGUUCGUGAUCGAAGCAUUGGCACAAUGUUGCGACCAUUUCGACCAGAACAACGAAGCACGAAAGCUUUUUCUGGAAGCUGAUCAGAGGUUCGGGCGAACAGCUGCCAAAUCAGAUUGCAUCGCACGCAACCUCAUAGAAUAUUCCGAGUUCCUCUACAAGCUCCAGGAGUACCAAGAAGUCAUCCGAAUUCUCGAACAGAUCUGGCCCGACAUCGUGUCAUGGUGGCCAGCGGAGCACACAAAUUCGAUCCGUACAGCAGAUUUGCUCGCCCUCUGCUACCUGAAUGUAGGAAGGCCCAGUCACGCAGAGAAGUUACUAGAAUCGGUGAUAGAAAAUUGGGAGCAAAGCAGGAACUACGACCUCGAGGUCAUUCUUGCGGUGAGGCUGACCCUGCAUCGGGCUCGAGUGGCGCUGGGCAAAGAGAAGCCAGGGACAGCAUUUCGCAACAGUCGAGCGGUUUAUGGGGUGACAGAAGACGAACGGAGCCACCGAGAUCCCUGCUUGUCGAGACCUCGCUUGCAGACGAGCACGGUCGCAGUCAGUGCUGCUGAUAGCCUGUCUCUGCACCGAUGGGCAUGGGUGUGCAAUGAUGGAAGAGGUGAUGUCGGAAUAAGAAGAGGCUGA